Medicago truncatula (barrel medic) is the source of this 2073-nucleotide messenger RNA. RefSeq names its product eukaryotic peptide chain release factor GTP-binding subunit. The coding region runs from base 147 to 1694 and encodes 515 amino acids. Lineage: Eukaryota; Viridiplantae; Streptophyta; Magnoliopsida; Fabales; Fabaceae. Gene Ontology annotation, molecular function: GTPase activity; GTP binding. The record is from RefSeq and is a predicted model, not a curated record. The transcript has 20 exons.
AAAACUAGGGUAAAGAAGCUACUUAGAAUCAAUCUCACACACUCAGACACACCACCGCACAGUUAAACCCUUCUUCCCCAACCGAGAGAACACACAACAAAUUUCUCACUCUCUUCAAUCUUCAUUCGAUUCGCUUCACUUCAUCCAUGGCAGAUAUCGAGGAGGACAUCCGUUCUUUACAGCUUGAGUCAGCAGACAUAGCAGAAGACAGCAAUGGAGUUGUAAGUCCAGAUGAUGGAAAAACAGAAGUUGAGGAAUCUGCUAAUACACAACAAGAAGUUGAGGAACAUAUUAAUGCAGAUGAAGAUCCUAAGCAAGAGGUUCAAGAACAAUCUAUUAAGACUGAGAUAAAAGAUAAGGAAAUUCCUCCGGUGCAAGAUGAAGAAGAUGAGGAGGAUAUAUUAUCUAAGAAAAGACAUUUAAAUGUUGUAUUUAUUGGUCAUGUGGAUGCUGGUAAGUCUACAACAGGAGGCCAGAUACUUUACCUCAGUGGCCAGGUUGAUGAACGGACAAUCCAAAAAUAUGAGAAGGAAGCCAAGGACAAAAGUAGAGAAAGCUGGUAUAUGGCCUACAUAAUGGAUACGAAUGAGGAAGAGAGGGCAAAGGGAAAGACAGUUGAAGUUGGAAGAGCACAUUUUGAGACGGAGACAUCGAGGUUUACGAUUUUGGAUGCACCGGGUCAUAAGAGUUAUGUUCCGAACAUGAUCAGUGGUGCAUCUCAAGCUGAUAUUGGAGUAUUGGUAAUUUCUGCUCGAAAGGGAGAAUUUGAAACUGGAUAUGAGAAAGGUGGUCAAACCCGUGAACAUGUUCAGCUUGCAAAAACCCUGGGUGUGUCUAAGCUGCUUGUUGUUGUUAAUAAAAUGGAUGAUCCUACAGUGCAGUGGGCAAAAACUAGGUAUGACGAAAUUGAGUCAAAGAUGAUACCAUUUCUUAAGCAAUCGGGCUACAAUGUGAAGAAAGAUGUCCUGUUUUUACCCAUAUCUGGGCUAAUUGGUGCAAACUUAAAAACAAGAAUGGAUAAAAGCAUUUGUCCAUGGUGGGAUGGUCCUUGCCUAUUUGAAGCUCUUGACUCCAUUGAAGUUCCUCUACGAGAUCCUAACGGUCCUUUCAGGAUGCCUAUACUUGACAAAUUCAAAGACAUGGGAACUGUUGUUAUGGGAAAAGUCGAAUCUGGCAGUAUUCGUGAGGGAGAUUCCUUGUUGAUUAUGCCAAAUAGGGAUCAAGUGAAAGUUGUUGCUAUAUAUAUUGAUGAGACUCGGGUUAAACGUGCUGGGCCUGGUGAGAAUUUACGGGUUAGAGUAUCCGGUGUUGAAGAAGAAGACAUAUCAGCUGGGUUUGUCCUGUCUAGUACUGCAAAUCCAAUACCCGCUGUUACGGAGUUUGUUGCCCAGCUGCAAAUUCUUGAAUUGCUGGACAAUGCAAUUUUUACUGCUGGGUACAAGGCUAUUCUUCACGUCCACUCUGUAGUUGAAGAGUGUGAGGUUAUUGAGCUCAUAUCUCAAAUUGAUCCAAAGACAAGGAAGCCUAUGAAAAAGAAAGUUCUCUUUGUGAAGAAUGGUGCAGGUGUUGUGUGCCGAAUUCAGGUUAAUAACUCCAUAUGCAUCGAGAAAUUCUCUGACUUUCCACAACUUGGGAGAUUCACUCUUCGUACUGAAGGAAAAACUGUUGCAGUGGGAAGGAUCAAUAGUUUUUAAAUUUAAACCACAAUUUUGACUUGAGCAGGAUAUUAAUUUGGACAUAAUGUAAUUCCUGCAUAGACAAAUGGAGUUGGCCGCGUUGAGACGUAGUUUACAACAUCAAAUUUGAAAUAUAUCCAUGAUGAAUAGUAAUUUGUUGCUGCCGGUACAUGUGUACUUUUAUGUGGCCUUAUGUGGUCUUUGCUGCUUCAGUGUUUGUGGGUGACAACUUAUCCAUGUUUCACCCAUUUCAGUUGUUACUUGAGAAUAUAUACUAGAGUUGAGUUUGAAGGAUUGAUUUGGUAAAAAUGAGUUUAAAUGAUUGAUAUUAAACAUGGAGCAUUAUAUUCAGAUCAUUAUAUUUUCUUAAAAUUAGUGAUGCUGGAGUUUUUUAAUU